Molecule: messenger RNA, 3165 nt
Organism: Oncorhynchus tshawytscha (Chinook salmon)
Lineage: Eukaryota; Metazoa; Chordata; Actinopteri; Salmoniformes; Salmonidae
Product: N-acetylneuraminate 9-O-acetyltransferase
Exons: 19
Coding region: 106-2508 (800 amino acids)
Cellular component (GO): Golgi membrane
Molecular function (GO): N-acetylneuraminate 9-O-acetyltransferase activity
Source: RefSeq, a predicted model, not a curated record
CACACAACAGUGCCAGACAGCGGAUGCGUGGACGCGCGGGUGUACUCAGCCCCCGACCACCCCGCUGUAUCCUAUUUGUCUACUUGUUGUCAUGGAGGAGCCAAGAUGGCGGUCCUGGCCUAUAGCCUAGGCAAACGGGAAAUAAAUCAGUAUUUUUGUAUUAAAAAUGCUAAAUUAUUAUCUCUCGUUGCCGUCAUCCUACUCACCGUGUUUCACACAGUUUCUCGGUAUUAUGGAGGCGGAGACACAUGUGAGUGGUUGCUGUCCAGUGGUCGGUUCUUAGGAGAAAACGUAUGGCAGCCCUAUGGCUGUAUGAUGCACAAAUAUAAAAGCAUUGAAGCAAAGACUUGCCUUGCUGAGAAAAGGGUGGCCUUCAUUGGCGAUUCCAGAAUACGGCAGCUAUUUUAUUCAUACAUACAAAUAAUCGAUCCUACACAAAAAGAGAAUGGAAGAAAGCACGAGAACAUUCCCUUCGAAGAUAGGAGCUCUUCAGUCAAUGUGGACUUCCUGUGGUAUGCAGAGGUGAAUAACUCUCUGAAGGAGCGCUUGAUGUCAUGGACAGAGGAUCCUUCUGUAAAACCAGAUGUCGUCAUCAUCGGAGCUGCCACUUGGUCCAUCAAGUUGCGUAGUGGCAGCAGCGAGGCGCUGCAGCAGUACAGGGCCAACCUUACAGCCAUCUCCUUGCCUCUGGAACAACUGGCUGAGGAUGGGGAGGUCUACUGGGUUUUACAGGACCCUGUCCAUGAGGAAGUUCUGAGUGAUAACAGGAAGAUGAUUACUAACGAGCAGUUGGAUCUGUACAACGAGGCGGCGCUCGGCACUCUGAACAGCAACAAGAAGAACGCCAAAGCCAGAGUCAGGUUCUUGGGUGCCUCGCGCCAGGCUGCCAUGGAAACCAUUGCCCAAUCAGCUGAUGGCCUGCACCUGCCCGAGAACACCCGGAACGUGGGUGCCAUGAUCCUGAUGAACGCUGUGUGCAACAAGGUCCUGCGGCCCAUCCACGGCUCCUGCUGCCAGGCCCUGCCGGCCCCCAGCCUCCUCCAGAAACUGACGGCCUGUGUCUUCCUGGGCUCAACACUGGUAUUCCUGGUGCUUCAUGCUCUGGGCCACAACAGGCACUGGAAGUCCCGGCCCACUCCCCCCGACGUGGAGAGUGGCGAGGAGAAGCCGGCCACGGCGGCGUUGCCUCUCAGCCACAAGGCUCCGUUCCAGGCCAUGUGUAAGAUGGGCCUCAUCAUGGCUUACUUCUACCUGUGUGACCGGGCCGACGUCUUUAUGAAGGAGCAGAAGUUCUACACCCACACCACCUUCUUCAUCCCCCUCGUCUAUAUGUUUGUCCUGGGAAUCUUCUACAGCGAGAACAGCAAGGAGACCAAGCUGCUGAACAGAGAGCAGACUGACGAGUGGAAGGGCUGGAUGCAGCUGGUCAUCCUUAUCUACCACAUAUCUGGAGCCAGCGCUUUCAUCCCGGUGUACAUGCAUGUUCGGGUCCUGGUGGCAGCAUACCUCUUCCAGACAGGAUAUGGACACUUCUCCUUCUUCUGGCUCAAAGGGGACUUUGGACUCUACAGAGUGUGCCAGGUCCUAUUCCGUCUCAACUUCCUGGUCAUAGUUUUGUGUCUGGUGAUGGAUCGGCCGUACCAGUUCUACUACUUUGUGCCUCUGGUCACUUUCUGGUUCGUCAUAAUCUACGCCACCAUGGCCAUGUGGCCCCAGAUACUGCAGAAGAAAGCCAAUGGUAGUGGGAUGUGGCACAUUGGAAUUCUAGUGAAGCUGCUUGGGCUACUCCUGUUCAUCUGCUUCUUUGCGUAUUCACAGGGGUUGUUUGAGAACAUUUUCUCAGUCUGGCCCGUCUCCAAGCUCUUUGAGCUGAACGGAAGCAUUCACGAGUGGUGGUUUAGGUGGAAGCUGGAUCGAUUUGCCAUUAUCCACGGGAUGCUGUUUGCCUUUGUCUACCUGUUGCUGCAGAAGUGCCAGGUCCUCUCUGAAGGGAGAGGAGAGUCUCUCUUCUCCACAAGAAUCUCCAACAUCCUACUCCUCAUCUCUGUGGUCUCAUUCAUGGGCUACUCCAUAUGGGCCAGCAGCUGUAAAAACAAGACCGAGUGCAAUGAGAUGCAUCCCUACAUCUCAGGGCUCCAGAUCCUAGCCUUCAUCCUAAUCAGAAACAUUCCCGGAUACGCCCGCUCUCUAUACAGCUCAUUCUUCGCAUGGUUCGGGAAGAUCUCCCUAGAGCUGUUCAUCUGCCAGUACCACAUCUGGCUGGCGGCGGACACCAAGGGCAUCCUGGUGUUGAUCCCAGGCAACCCCUCGCUCAACAUAAUUCUCAGCACCUUCAUCUUUGUGUGUGUAGCCCAUGAGAUCUCCCUGAUCACCAAUGACCUGGCCCAGGUGGCCAUCCCCAAGGACGGGGCCGCCCUGCUCAAGAGGCUGCUGGCUGCCGGGGUCUUCACCCUGGGUCUACUUCUGAUGUCCAAGAGCGCUGAAGGGAACCAGGGAGAAGGCCACUGAGAUGAGGGGAGGGGGUACCACUGUGGGGGAGAGGUAGACUGAUUUCUAGACUAAUGAGAGUGACUGACUGGUUAGUCUUCCAUGACCCCAGGGUCGUAUUCAUUUGGCACCAAACUGAAGAAAAUUGACUGAUAGAUGUGUUCCAUUGCAAACCUUUUGCUAUGGUUUGCAUCAAUGAAUACGACGGAGUUGAACAGGCCAAGUCAAGGAUAUGGCACUGCUGUCUGUCUCUCUUGACUGCUCUGCUCUGAGUACUGGGGUGAAAGUCAUACACUGAAGAGGAUGAGGUCCCAACUUGGGCCCACACAUCACUGAACAGCACAUUAAUAAGGUACUGACUCCAUACUAUAGACGUUUACAAUGGAAGAAGGGUGAGGUGGGGGUGGAGGAUCGGGGGUAAUGGUGGGUUUGAUGAUGUGUGGAUUUUUUUAACGAAUUGCUCCCCAGAUGACUCCCUAUGCAGUGUACUAGCUUUGACUGGGCUCUGGUCUAAAGUAGUGCACUAUAUAGAGAAGGGUGCCAUUUGGGAUGCAGAUAGAAACAAAUAAAGUUUGCCUUGUGCUGAAAAGUGAGGUCAGCAGUCACCUAGCUCUGAAAUAUAUGUUUUAUGCACAUUAUUUAAUUAUUUAAAUGAAGCUUCUAUUUUAUACAGGGUUA